Zingiber officinale is the source of this 411-nucleotide messenger RNA. RefSeq names its product tetraspanin-8-like. The transcript has 3 exons. Gene Ontology annotation, biological process: auxin-activated signaling pathway. The record is from RefSeq and is a predicted model, not a curated record. NCBI's taxonomy places the organism in Eukaryota, Viridiplantae, Streptophyta, Magnoliopsida, Zingiberales, Zingiberaceae. The coding region runs from base 1 to 411 and encodes 136 amino acids. Gene Ontology annotation, cellular component: plasmodesma; plasma membrane.
AUGGCGACGGAGGGCGGCGUCGGGAAGGAGACAGGAGAAGGGCUCAGGAUGGAAGUUUUACUCAGACAAAAUAGGAAUGAAAGAUUAAUAUUUUCUGGAUGCUGCAAGCCUCCUUCUGAAUGCAACUUUGAUUACCAAAGUGCAACUGUGUGGAAUCCUCCUUCAACUGGCAACACUUCAACCAACCCCGACUGCGGAGCCUGGAGCAACAAUCAGUCCGAUCUCUGCUACGACUGCCAAUCUUGCAAAGCCGGUGUCAUUGCCAACAUCAAGGACAAGUGGAAGAAGAUUGCCAUCCUCAACAUCAUCAUCCUUAUAUUCCUCAUCGUCGUCUACUCUAUUGGUUGCUGCGCAUUCCGGAACAACAGGCAGGACAACGGUGCAUUUGGGUGGAAAGGAGGAUAUGCAUAA